AUGUGGGAGCGGGACUUGACCAGUAGCUCGUGGCGCGUGGAUUAUGACCAGAUUAAGUUCCGCCAUCAAAUCGCCAACAGCGCCAAGCUUAGCGGCUUUUCUCUGAAAGAUAGUGACACGACCUCUAUGGUGCCAGAAGCCAGCCAGAAUUUCACUCUCGUCGGCUCCUACAAGGUGCGUGGCUUACGUCACGAAAACCUGGCCCAGUUCAUCGGCGCGUGCACGGAGCCUGGUAAGGUGUGCCUGCUGUAUGAGUACUGUAAGAAGGGCAGUCUGCAGGACGUGCUACUCACGGACACCCUCAAGCUGGACUGGGCCUUCAAGGUCGCUCUUCUGAGGGAUAUUCUGAAGGGCAUGAUCUACAUCCACCAGUCAGACCUAGGACACCACGGCCAUCUCACGUCCGCUAACUGUGUGGUGGACGGCAAGUUCAACGUGAAAAUCACGGACUUUGGACUGCCCAGCUUCCGGAAACCAGAUCAGUGCGACUUGUAUUCAGAGGAAAAAACGUUCUCUGAUAUUCAGAAAUUAUUGUGGGUGGCACCUGAGCACCUAGGUAUUGGCGAGAUUGUCGGAGGAUCCAAAAAAGGAGAUGUUUACAGUUUCGCUAUCAUCAUGGAGGAGACGGUGACUCGCUCGGUGCCCUAUGACUCACAUCGCGCUUUCGUGGAAGUCGAGGAGAUCAUACAGAGAGUGUACAGACGCGAAACCCCGCCCUUCCGCCCAGAGACAGGCGACUGGGACGUCCCCCAAGCCUACAUCAUGCUGGCAGAGCGCUGCUGGGCCGAGCCCGCGGAGAGCAGGCCAAGCUUUGAGAACGUGCUGAAGACGAUCAACACACUCAGCGGGUGA
Molecule: messenger RNA, 852 nt
Organism: Aplysia californica (California sea hare)
Lineage: Eukaryota; Metazoa; Mollusca; Gastropoda; Aplysiida; Aplysiidae
Product: resact receptor-like
Exons: 6
Coding region: 1-852 (283 amino acids)
Biological process (GO): receptor guanylyl cyclase signaling pathway; cGMP biosynthetic process; protein phosphorylation
Molecular function (GO): peptide receptor activity; guanylate cyclase activity; ATP binding
Source: RefSeq, a predicted model, not a curated record